Lathyrus sativus (Indian pea) is the source of this 1512-nucleotide messenger RNA. NCBI's taxonomy places the organism in Eukaryota, Viridiplantae, Streptophyta, Magnoliopsida, Fabales, Fabaceae. The record is from the annotation of a GenBank genome assembly.
AUGUCUUCUUCUUCUUCCGUGGAAUCAGCUCGAGAUCUUUUCAACAAAUGGAGAACCUUUCUCUUCCCCACCAUCAAAAGCGAUUACUUUUUUCCUUUCUUCAAAUUGGCUAUCGUCAUUUUCAUCAUCUUUCUCAUCAAUUUUGUCUACCUUUCAAUCUCUUACCAGAAACCACAAAUCCACUUUAAUCAAUUAACCCUAAAACGAAUGUUCCAAUCCGAAAUCCCUAAAACCCAAAAUCCCAACGCAACCGAAGUUCCUAUUCCAACCAACAUCUCACACAUCGUUUUCGGAAUCGGCGGAACCUAUUCAACCUGGGAGAAUCGUCGUCAUUAUACGGAACUCUGGUGGAAACCUAAUGUCACGAGAGGCUUCGUCUGGCUUGAUACAGCCCCGCCGAAUAACGAAACCUGGCCGAAAACAUCUCCGCCGUAUAAAGUCUCAGCCGAUACGUCGUCGUUUAAAUACACGUGUGAUUACGGCUCUCGUUCAGCGAUCCGCAUUGCUCGAAUACUGAAAGAGACUUUUAAUUUAGGGUUAGAGAAUGUCAGAUGGUUCGUGAUGGGUGACGACGAUACGGUAUUCUUUCAGGAAAAUCUUAUUACAGUGUUGUCGAAAUAUGAUCAUAAUCAAUUGUAUUAUAUUGGUGGAAAUUCGGAGAGUGUAGAACAAAAUGUUGUGCACUUUUACACAAUGGGUUAUGGUGGCGGAGGGUUUGCUAUAAGCUACCCUUUAGCGGCGGAGCUGGUGAUGAUUUUGGACGGUUGUAUUGAUAGGUAUGCUGAUUAUUAUGGAUCUGAUCAGAAAAUUCAAAGCUGUAUUAGCGAAAUUGGAGUUCAGAUUACCAAAGAACCUGGCUUUCAUCAGGUUGAUGUACAUGGGAACCCUUAUGGGUUAUUGUCACCACACCCAGUAGCACCCUUGGUUUCAUUGCAUCAUUUAGACUACGUGGACCCAAUGUUCCCAGACAUGGAUCGAAUAGAGGCACUCCAAAAGUUAGUUACAGCUUAUAAAUUGGAUCCGGGUCGGACCGUUCAACCGAGUUUUUGCUAUGAUCACACCCGAAAUUGGACGGUGUCAAUUUCUUGGGGAUACAGUGCUGAAUUGUAUCCCUAUUUUCCCACAGCAAAAGAGCUUGAAACUCCGUUCUUAACCUUCAAAACAUGGAAGAGUUGGAGUGAUGGUCCGUUUACAUUAAAUACCCGACCUGUUAGUUGGGAUAUAUGUAAAAGGCCGUUAGUAUAUUUUCUAGAUCAAAUUGAAGGGAAGGAUGGGAACACUCAGUCUAAUUAUAAAAGAUACGCGAGUCCAAUUCAUUAUGAAUGUGACCAUGCUGAUUACGCACAACCUUUAAAAAUUCAAUAUAUGAAUGUUUCGGCUCCUAUAUUUUCUGCUAGCUUGUGGAACAAGGCACCACGUAGACAAUGCUGCGAAAUAAUCAACGGCUCAGAUAGUGCAAUCCAAGUCAAUGUUAGAACAUGUCAACCGUUUGAAAGUGUAACUCCUCAUUAA